ACUUGCUUGGCACUGGCUUCCAUUGUGUACACGAUGAAAGAUCAUUUGCAUGUACGUACGUAAAUGCUCUUAAUAUGUAAAAUAAGGCUACGCUCCGGCUGCGUUUGUAAGGAACGUUCAUGCUGCUUGUGCCAUACGGUCGCGGAUUAGGGACAUUCCCUUCUCGACUGUAAAGUGCAGCGUAGUUGAACGUGGCACAUAAUGGCGCGCCACGAACUCAUGAUGUAUCGCUGGAGUUCGUAGGGGGGAAUUCCCGCGCAGUGACUGUAGUUUCCGCUCCAUAAGGACUCGUCAUAGUCUACAUGCAGCGGAUACUGAUUCUCUGCUUACAUGUAUGCCGUGGAAGGGGACUCCUGGCCGUAGAUUUGGGCCGCAGAUCGAAGGCAUACCGUAAACAUUAUCGUAUCAGGACCUUGACCGUGACCUACUUUGAAAGCUGUCUUCGAUAAGCAUGUUUUAAGAACUAAUUUAUGAGCGUGAUGAGAAGUGAACAUACCAACUUCAAGCAACUGGAUUUAUUUCUUCCUGGUGAUCCCCUAACAUUCUAAAUUCUACCUCCGCUCACCCGAUGCCUAAUUGUUAUUCCCCCGUGCCUACCAAAAUGUCUGAAAAGGAGGACGGAGAUGUGUCAAUGUACCACACAAUGCAGACUUUACCCCUCAACUUAUCAGCAUCGGAGAAACCUACGGAAUGUGCAGACAAUGAGGUCACGCGUCCAGGGGUGGAUUCGAACCAGGGACCAGUUAGACCACGAACAGAGAAGGAAGACCGAGCAGGAAUUGCUAGACUGGUGAGUGCCUUCAAUGGUGAUGUCGGUCACGACAACAAACCUGACAAGGGCGGUGGGCCGACGGUGCCGGACCGUGACCUGCAGGUGCCGGCGCGGCCGAGAUCCUCCGCCAGGAAAAGAUCCGACGCCCCGGCGAAGCCUGGCCGGCGGUCGCGCUACGAUUUACCCGUCGGACCGCUGACCAAUGCCCCCGCUGUCAAAUCGGAAUACCGAGCCUGUUACGAGGACGAUCGGAAGGUACCGAGUCCCGUCGCCGAGAGUUCCUGCCGGCCUCUAGUGCCUGUGGUGGGCAUUCGGGCCGCGGCUCAUCCAGCCGAGCCGUCGAACAAGGCAGGAUGUCCAGGGGAAUCGCAGGUCAAGUUCGGCCACCAGUUACCGGCCAUGGUCGCUUGCCCUCGACCACAGAGUCAGUCAGGAAAUGACGGCAAGAAGAUAGCAGCGCAAAGGAAGGCACCAGGGAACGGCCAGCGUGCCCGUGCCCCAGCACCUCAGCAAAUCCAGCAGCAACCUCAGCGGCAACAGCCCCAGCAACAGCCCCAGCGGCAGCCCCAGCACAUUACCGUGGAUCCAAGUUACAAUCUGUACAUGGCAGUCGAAUGCCACCGCGCCACGGCCCAGGAUGAGGACGGCGACACACCGCUUCACAUUGCUUUAUCUCAAGAGGAUGUGGAUGUGAGGCUCAUCUGCCGGCUCGUGGAACUCUUCCAACUAGCUAGGAAAUCAUUGGAUGUGUUCAAUGAUAUGCAACAGACCCCACUUCACAUUGCGGCCAUUACCGGCAAUCCAGCUGCGGCGCGCAUCCUGGUGGAACACGGUGCCAAUCCGAACGAGACGGAUCGCAACGGCCAGACGGCCAUGCACAAUGUCUGUUCGAAUCCUUCCCAGGGCGCCUGCGGCACCCUGGAGGCCAUCUUGCGGUACGCCAAGGUCGACCUCCAACUAGACAAGAGGAACUACGGUGGAUUUACCCCUAUGCACAUAUCGGUUAUCAACGGCCAGUAUGGGCUGACUAAGUUGUUGAUUGACCACGGAGCAAACGUCAACUGCCCGGAUGCCAAGAGCGGUUGGACGCCACUCUUCCACGCCGUGACAAGGCAGGACGCCGAGCACGUGCAGAUCCUGCUAGGUGGCAACGCACAGGUCAACAUGCAGUCAUACUCGGGCAACACGGCCCUCCAUGUGGCCACGGGCCGGGGCUUCUCCGACAUCGUCCGCCUCCUCAUGCGCUACGGUGCCGACAUGAGCCUCAGGAACACACACAAGGACACGCCGGGGAUGGUGGCGACCGACGGCAGUAUGUCCAACAUCCUUCGAGGCAUUGCUCCAUCUAGCCCUUCCCUGGGUUCCGGUGGAAGCCCACGCUACUCUUCCCCAAGCCCCCACCAAUCGACUCACCUCACUAACGGGGUUCUGCUCACUAAACAGUCCCCUUCCCCGCAGAGCAUCAACCACUGUGCCCCUUCCCCCACGGUAGCACCCCAGGUGAGACCUGGUGACAAGAAGCCAGCGGAGAGAUCCCAGAGGGGUGGGAGGCGGGAGAGGAGCUCCCGCCGAUCCAGUGCUGCCAAGGCUGAGAGCGUCACGGAUGGACAGACUGUACCGCUGAUGGUUCCCAUCACUGGGACACCGUCCAGCAGCUCACCAAGCAUCAAAGACAGCUCCGAUGAUGCAACCUCAGCAACCUGUCGGGCAUCUGUCAUCGUCGCGCCCAAAUCUCUCAAACGACGGAUAAUCGAGCGAACUGAGCGCGAGGUGAGAGGAAAAGGCUCAGAGUCCAUUUCCACGGGGUCAGAUAUCCCGGAUAAGAAACCUAAGACGGAGCCCAAGCAACCCAAUGGAGGUUCCGGCAGCGUUAACGGGCAGUCAGAGUUACAACAUCCUUUGCUGUCCCUGGACAACAGCAGAGAGUCUCAACCGUCGCCUAGCCAAGCAGAGCCCAUGGACCUCACCAAGCGCAAGGCAGAUGAAACCAUCCCCCCGAGAGAUCCUCCUCCGAGCAGUCCCACCAGCAGCGCGUCGUCGUUUUCCAUCGGUGAGGACAAGACGAGACCAGGAGAGAUGACGGAGCAGUGCCCACAAAAUGAGGUGGCCUCCGAUGAGAAGGUAGAUGCGAAUGAGGAAACUCUAGAGGCGGCAGAUUCAGAGAAAGAGCCAGAAGAUGGCGAUGCAAGAGAUGAGGCUACAGAGACAGUUGAGAAUGCUUCCAGGAGUACCUCCUCCAAGAAAGAAAAGAAGAGGCAAAUGGGUGAGGAACUGCCACCGAAAAAGAGAAAGUAGGCCUCAAUAAGUAAGAUUCCAAACUGUAGAAGCUGCAUCGUUGCCCUGUUUCCUCCAGAAGAAAAAUUAGCGAAGCGGUGACAUUAAAGUGUUUGAAUAGAUUUACAACAUCAAUUGACCAAUCAGGGUUUUCUGGGGGGACCUGAACAAUUCAAAUUUGUAAAUAAUAUUGUAAAAACAAAAAU
Messenger RNA from Acanthaster planci (crown-of-thorns starfish), 3252 nucleotides. RefSeq lists its product as uncharacterized. Lineage: Eukaryota; Metazoa; Echinodermata; Asteroidea; Valvatida; Acanthasteridae. The record is from RefSeq and is a predicted model, not a curated record. Gene Ontology annotation, biological process: cellular response to tumor necrosis factor. Gene Ontology annotation, cellular component: cytosol. Gene Ontology annotation, molecular function: NF-kappaB binding.